Messenger RNA from Haemorhous mexicanus (house finch), 1098 nucleotides. RefSeq names its product CLPTM1 regulator of GABA type A receptor forward trafficking (gene CLPTM1). NCBI's taxonomy places the organism in Eukaryota, Metazoa, Chordata, Aves, Passeriformes, Fringillidae. Gene Ontology annotation, cellular component: membrane; endomembrane system. The record is from RefSeq and is a predicted model, not a curated record.
CCGCCCCUGCGCGGGGUCACGUGGGCGCUGCCCCCCGGAAGUCUCGCGAGAGGCGGCGCAGCAAAGAUGGCGGCGCCGGGGACGGAGGCGGCGGCGGGGCCGGGCCCGGGCCCGGGGCAGGUGUCCAGCAGUAACGGCGCUGCCGGGACCGGGACCGGCGCCGGGCCCGAGAGCCCACAGGGACAACAGCAGCAACCUGCACCGAACGCCUGGCAGGUGGUGAAAGGGGUCCUGUUCAGGAUUUUCAUCAUCUGGGCCAUCUCCAGCUGGUUCCGGAGGGCGCCGGCGCCGCAGGAGCCCAACGGAGCCGGGGGCAGCGCCCGCAGCCCCAGCAGGAACCUCUUCCCCAAGGACACCCUGAUGGAUCUCUACGUUUACAUCUCGGAGCACGAGCACUUUACGGAUUUCAACGUCAGCUCCGCCCUUUUCUGGGAAAAACGGGAUCUGGUCUACGGAGACUGGACCAGCGGCGAGAACUCGGACGGCUGCUACGAGCACUUCGGGGAGGUGGAGAUCUCCCAGAGCGUGCAGAGGAACGGCUCCAUCUACGUCCACGUUUACUUUCACCAAGAGCGGCUUCCACCCCGACCCGCGCAGAAGAGCCUCUACCGGCGCCUGGCCACCGUGCACACCUCCAGGAUGAUCAAUAAGUACAAGCGGAGGCGGUUCCAGAAAACCAAAAAUCUCCUGACGGGAGAGACCGAGGCCGACCCCGAGAUGAUCAAGAAAUGGUUCAUCACGAUGACGCCCCAGCUGUUCAUCAAUUACAAGCUGCAGUCGGUGGCGCACCUGCCCUGGCGCAUGCUCACCUACAAGGCCCUCAACACCUUCAUCGACGACCUGUUCGCCUUCGUCAUCAAGAUGCCCAUGAUGUACAGGAUAGGCUGCCUGAGGGAUGACGUGGUGUUUUUCAUCUACCUGUACCAGCGCUGGAUUUACCGCGUGGACCCCACGCGCGUCAACGAAUUCGGCGGCACCGGCGAAGCCCCCGCGCCCCCCCCGGGCUGCCCCUCCCCCACAGCGCUGCCCCCCGCCCCUCCCCCAGCCCCCCCCAAACCCCCCCAGGACAAGAAGGAGGAUUAAAGCCCCUCCCCCCCC